UUCUAUCAUACAGCAUCGUCAUUGUCUCUGCUUUAUUCAUGUAAGAAAUACAACCCGUUAGUGGGUCUGAAGACGACUAUGGGUUUGUGUCAGAACCCAACUUGCAAAAUUGAUCCCUUUGCUGCCCUCAGUCUCCGCUCAUCAGUCCAAGAAAUUCUGCCCGGUCAGACUAUUCGGCCGAAUGCGUAUGCGAUUGUCAACACACACCAGGAAUCUACCACGCGCCCUUUGUCCACCGCUCACAUUCAUUUGAUCGAUAAAUAUCGUUGCCUAGACGCUCAAAGUACAGGCUUCGGUAGUCCCGCUAGGAGCACUCUGUAUUUUCCACCGUGUUUGGCGUACGACCAUCGGGCCUUCAGACGCGUUGCUUUCCCCCUUAAUGACUCACUGGACACCGGAGCGAGCACCUAUCUCUUUUCUGUGCAAUAACAGAACCCCUGCGUCAAAUCACUCAAAUUGACUGAGAUGGUGACCAACAACAAUACCUCCCGUCUUUCUCCUCCACCUUCACGUGGUGUGGCAGGAUGGCUUUUCGCCAUCGCCUAUCUCAUCUGCUCUGUGCUGGCAUUUUUCGAGAUUCGGUACGCAGCUGUCAAAACUGGACUCGCUGAUGAUAUUGCAACUAUUGUCGAAACUCGUCGGUUGAUUGACAGAGACGUACCCCUGCGUUCUUCGUGGACUGGCAUUGCAUCCCUGGAUGAGGGCAUUAGUACCCUGGUGGCAGCCUUCAUCGCUGGGCCUACGGGCUGGGACAAGGGGUUCCAGUUACAUAUGUUCUACUUCCUGGUUUCCUUCUUCCCGGUCAUAGCUAUUUGGACGGUAGAGAGCGUUAGGAAGGGAAACAAGGGAGCUUUGAUUAGCUUUACGAGCUUGUUCGCAAUCUUCUACCAAACCGUCGGUGGAGCAAUCAUCAUCCCUCUUUAUUACCUGGCCUAUCUUUUCAACACCAGGAAAUCCGAAUAUUGGUCAUCCUUCCAGCGACAAGUGCCCAUUAGCUACAGCAAAGCAUUACUCCCGUCCUUGAUGCUCGGAUAUUUUAUUCCCACUCUUCUCCUAUUCGCUUGGCCACUUCUGGAUUCAGAUCCGGAAUAUAAAGUAACGCAGCUUUUGAUCGUUCUAUGGCAACCCACUCCAUUACUGGCCAAUCUGCUGUUAUUCCUUCUCUACAAGUUUAACUCGGCCACAGCAUCUCCGGCUUUCUCGAACCCCAAAUCCAAAACAGCCGACGUUCCCAGUCUCGCGACACUGUACAAACUACUCUACAUCGUGGCUCUUAUCGCUCAUAUCUUCACCAUCAGCGUCGUAUUCUUGUCUACCGAUCCACUUCAUUCAUUCUCCCAUGUCUUUGUAAGGCCUCAAGAAUGGGGACAAUCCGGCAUGAUCAAGGGUCUACACAUUAUCUUUCAAGCGGAUUACAAUCUCAUCUUUCUGUCAUCUACCAUCUGGGCUUUUCAGGCGGUAUGGGAUUUGAAGAGGACAGGGCUAGCCCGAGUAUCAUUGCUCAAAGCGGCGGUCUUGAUUAUUGUACAUUCUCUCAUAUGUGGUCCUGCGGCUUCCCUCGCUGCGGUGUGGUAUUGGAGGGAACACAAAUUUGCGGAAAUCGACGAUAAAACGGCUUGAAAUGGAUGAGCAGGUCCGGAUCAUGCCACGGGUUUACCUCUCUUCUUUUUAUGGUGCAGACAAGACUGCGACUUCGAAGGACUCUUUUCCAGAAGCUCGUUGACAUCCUUUUCCAUGCAUAGGGAUGGAGAUUUGUGCUAGGACAGGCUUCCGACACACCUAUCAAGACAAAAUUCCCAAUGUGCAAGCAGCACAGGUAUUUGAGCCAUGUACUGGCUUGCCCUGCGGCUCAAGGAUAUUGGUCACCACCUAUUCUAUCUUCACCUUCAAGACUCUCCUUGGGGGAUUGGAAUAGAUUGUACUCCAUACAUACUUUGUAGACACUCUGUCUUGCGGAUUACGGCGCCAAGUUGAUCCGGUGCCGACUUCACUCCUGCACGCGGGGAAAUCUCAUGAUGAUUUUGGGCAGACACGGCAGGUGCGUAAGUGGAGCGCGUGAAUACGGGGAAAGAACAGGCAGGCAACCAGGAAUCCAAACACCUUGGCCGUAUGCACCUUCCUUCAUUGAUGUAGCCUUUCUCAAUUUGAA
Molecule: messenger RNA, 2149 nt
Organism: Exophiala mesophila
Lineage: Eukaryota; Fungi; Ascomycota; Eurotiomycetes; Chaetothyriales; Herpotrichiellaceae
Exons: 2
Coding region: 466-1620 (384 amino acids)
Source: RefSeq, a predicted model, not a curated record